Acipenser ruthenus (sterlet) is the source of this 1866-nucleotide messenger RNA. Its product is annotated as butyrophilin subfamily 1 member A1-like. Gene Ontology annotation, biological process: negative regulation of T cell proliferation; T cell costimulation; positive regulation of T cell proliferation. Gene Ontology annotation, cellular component: external side of plasma membrane. The record is from RefSeq and is a predicted model, not a curated record. The transcript has 2 exons. The coding region runs from base 113 to 970 and encodes 285 amino acids. NCBI's taxonomy places the organism in Eukaryota, Metazoa, Chordata, Actinopteri, Acipenseriformes, Acipenseridae.
AAACUUUCCUGGAGUAUAUAGUCUAUAACUAAGAGUGUUGUGAUGUGUAAUAAUAAUGAUAAACAGACAGACGAGUCUCUGAAUAUUUAGUGACUCCAGUGUGUAACGUGGUAUGAAUUUAAGAUUUCUCUUGUGUCUCGGUACAGAGGUGCAGACGGAGCGUGCAAAGAGGAUGGACUCUGCAGGAGAAGAAGCGUCCCUGAAUUCACCUGAGCUGCCCUGGAACCAGCUCUAUUUGAAGAGAAGGACCGAGUCCAGGAUCCAGUUAAGGAGGAGAGUGUGCUUCACUGGUCCUGCUGCUGCUGCUGUUACCGUGGUAUUGGCAAUCCUCAUACUGGCUGCUGGCAGUGUGAGCAGCGACAGUGAGUUUGUGAAAGUCCCGAGCUCAGUGAACUGUACUGAGGGGCAGGACUGUAUCCUGAGCUGCUCUUUCGACUACACAGCUGGAGGCUGGGACAUGUGGUCCUAUGUGGUCUGGAGGCGAGAGGAAACAAGCCGGAUCGUUCACAGUUACCAUGACAACACGGACCAGCUUGCCCAUCAGCUCCCUCAGUAUGUGAACAGGACCGGCCUGUUUGAUUCUGAGCUGCAGCGCGGGAACGCUUCAAUGCUGCUGAGGAGAGUCAGGGAGGAAGAUGCUGGAAAUUACAGCUGCUCUGUUUACCCUCAUAAAUUGCACGGGUCGGGCCUGAUUGAGUUAGUCCUGGUUCCAGCUCAGCCCACAUCAGCAGCUAUUACAGCUGAACCCACAUCAGCAGCUAUGAUAGCUGAACCCACAUCAGCAGCAGCAGCUGUUCUGAAUGGACGACACCCCUGGUGGGUUUCAGGAGCAGUUCUUGUUUAUUGGGUAGCUGCAAGUUUCUGUAUCGGCUUGAAGCUGUAUAUACAACGUGCAGGUUGUUGUUUCUGGAAGUCCCACGAUGCUCUGAAAGCUCAGUACAGUGCAGGACAGGACAGUGAAACCCAGUGAAGGCAGAGCGCUCCCCUGCACUGCUCAACACACCCAGUUUAAUACAAGCUCUCACAGAGGAGAUACCUCUUCAAUUAGAAACAGCAGCUCUGUGGCUGCUUCCUGUAAAUCAUUGCCAGUAUAACAAACUCUUUUUUUUUAAUGUGUGAUUAUGCAAUGACUAAUAAAUACCACUAGAUGGCACCCAAGAAAUUAAAAAAAGAGCAUCAUUGUCUCAAGCCGAGGGAAUAUGAAACCACUUUUUCAGGAACAGUGGCUUGAAACCUGGUUCCAGGAGAAGGGGAGAUUUUGAGUCAACUUUGCUGUAUCAAACCUCAAGUCUCCCCUGGUGUGUCAUGCAGUGGCCUGAAACCUAGUCUCCUGAAACCAUGUUAAAGACACAAAGUGGAUCUGUGUUCCCUCAGCUUUACACAACUGAACAGUAACAUGUAAAACUGUGGAUACUGCAAGUUAGUGGUAAUGUUAAAAAAAAAAAAAUGUAUCUAUGUACGUAUUAAAAGUUUUCUCUUUAAACGGUGUUGUAUGUAUUUGAGCUACUUCUUUGAGAAGGUGCUUUUUGCCUUGAGAGAAGCCCCGGUUUAGAUUCAGAUGGGCCUCCAGUAUCGUUCUGUAUUGCAGUUAUAGUCCAACCCCUUUAAUAUCACAUUGAAGAGUUUAUAUUAUAUACAGCCAAUGCAAGUCAAGGAGAUCAACACUUCUCAUCAGUGUGCAGUAUGGACCGUAUUCAAUGGCUAGGUUUCUGAUCUGUUAUUUAUAAUAAUGUUUUGUAUUUAAACACAAAGUUAUGCAUCAGCUUUUAAACAAACCUUAAUGCUUACUUUAAAUAGUGUGUGAAUAUGCUUUCGAUGUACACUUCCUAGUAUGCAGUAUGUAAAUAAAAUAACAUUUUAAAUCAA